AUGAGGAGACUGGUGGUCUUCGCUUUUUUGGUAGCUAGCGCCUACGGAUGUGGCCUCCCCACCUUCCCCCCUGUGCUGAGCAGGGUGGUGGCAGGAGAGGACGUCAGGCCUCACAGCUGGCCCUGGCAGAUCUCUCUUCAGUCGGACGGCAGUGGGCGCUGGAGGCACGUCUGUGGAGGGACCCUCAUCUCUUCUGACUGGGUCCUCACUGCUGCUCACUGCAUCAAUGACCGCUACAACUACAGAGUGGAGCUGGGUAAACACAGCCUGAAGACCAGCGAGGAGGGCUCGAUAGCGAGGAGGGCAGCCACAAUUAUCAGUCACGACGACUACAACACCAUGCUCAGCCGUAACGACAUCGCCCUUAUCAAGCUGUCUUCCCCCGUCACCUUCUCUGACACCGUCAUGCCCGCCUGCCUCCCGGCCCGGGGCGUGGUCCUGCCCUACGGCGCUCCCUGCUACGUCAGCGGCUGGGGUCGACUCUCCACCAGCGGCCCUGCAGCUGACCUCCUGCAGCAGGCUCUGCUCCCUGUGGUCGGACAGGAGACCUGCUCACUGCCCGACUGGUGGAGCGUCCUGGCAACGGACAAGAUGGUCUGUGCCGGGGGGGACGGCGUCACCGCUGGCUGUAAUGGGGACUCUGGUGGGCCUCUGAACUGUCAGAACCCCGAUGGCUCCUGGGUCGUCCACGGCGCCGUGAGCUUUGGCUCCGGUCAGGGCUGCAACGUUCUCCAGAAGCCGACAGUCUUCACUAAAGUCAGCUCCUACAUCGACUGGAUCAACACAGCUAUGACCAACAACUGAAGGAGCUAUUCCAGUGCUUCCGUCAGCAGUAAGAACAACCGUGAUUUCUCAUUUUCCUACUGGCAAAUAAAAUAAAA
Messenger RNA from Trematomus bernacchii (emerald rockcod), 881 nucleotides. RefSeq names its product chymotrypsin-like elastase family member 2A. Lineage: Eukaryota; Metazoa; Chordata; Actinopteri; Perciformes; Nototheniidae. The record is from RefSeq and is a predicted model, not a curated record. Bases 1 to 804 code for a protein of 267 amino acids. Gene Ontology annotation, molecular function: serine-type endopeptidase activity. The transcript is spliced from 8 exons. Gene Ontology annotation, biological process: proteolysis.